UGCAAGGGAUUUCCUGUUGUUCUGAGGAUGUGCAGUUAGACUCGAGACGGGACUCGAGCUCGUGCCACGUUACGCUACGGUGCGUUUGCUUCAGAUGUGUCUGUGUAAUUUCUCGGUAAAGUCUUCUUCAUGGAUUCACUCUGAAGUAUUUGAUCCGAAGUACAAUCAUCGCAAGCAACAUAAUUGUCGCUAUCUCUUGUAGACCGACAGCGAUUGCCUUCAAACCUCAGACGGGGAUUGUAUUAUUUUUAGUCUAAUAGAGCGUAACUGCAUUAUGCAGAGUGGAGUCCCUUUUUCUCGCUCGCAAAUAAAAUAAUGGGAGAGAAAUGAGAAGGAAAACAAAAGCCCAGCGUAUUCUUGACUACGAAAAUGAAGAAGACGAGGAAGAGGAACAAAAACCGGACUGCUUCAGUGUAAGACGAACGCGUUUUAAGUGUUUAAUACCUCACUGUUGGUUUGGAAUUGUUAAUGGCAUGUGUUUUAUCCCAAAAUAAUCAUUUGUAUCAUGUCAACCCGACUGUCUGUCCAACGGUGCACAGAAACGGAGAAAAAUGUAUCCUGCCAAAGAGAAAGCAGGAGGAAAUAUAUCAUCCGAUGUCGGUUUUCAGAAGUUAGACAUGAAGACCUCUACACUGACAGUCCACCUGCUUCUGAGACCGAGCAGGAGGCUCAUUAUUUACAGUCUUAUUCGAAGAAGGAGCUCAUUGCCAUGGUCUUAUGCAUGCAGAAGGAAAUGGAGGACUUGAAAGAACAACUUAGGUGCCUUACAGCAUGUGGAAAGCUGGCCAAAAACCUGGAAGUUCUCAUCGAGAAGACCCAUAUGUGGUCAAAUGUGGACAACGGGGCCUCACUCUUAGUUUCUCCGAGCGUGGCACAGGUGCCUGUUGAGGUGGAUGUAGUAAUACCAGACAUGCGGUCUGCUCCAGCUGUUGUGAAUGGACACUGGAUAAACCAGGGACCGGGAACACAGAAACCUAAUGAAACCAUUCAGAAUCCUCACAAAGACGGGCUCUUUACAGAGUUCAUCACCCCUGAGCUUUUGGAGAGGUGUAACACAGGCACCACUGCCCAAAAACUGACCAAUGACCUUCUCCGUGGACUCUAUGAGAGAGACUGCCUAGCUUCCCACUCUAUAUCUGGAGUCGUAUACAACAAAAGGGGCCAACCAAAGCCUGCUCUUCCCUCCGAAGAGGUCCAGGCAAUAUUAAGAACAGUUCAGUAUUUCUUUCCUGGCAAGACCGAUGCAGAGAUCAAGGGGUACAUCCGACAGAAACUGCAAAACGAAGCCAAGAGGUUGAGAAAGAAACCUUCACCCUCAGGCCAAUAUGAGUCUAGAGUUCAUAGUCUAUCAAGAUCCAACAGUCAGCACUUAGAUAUGAUGGACCAGAAUUGAAAUGUAUGUUUAUUGGAUAUCAGUUUUGUGUUCUCAGUUAAACUAUUUGUGUUAAUUAUAAAAAAGUUCUAGACAAUAAUGUGCUUCAAAGAAUGUCACGAUCAUCUCACAAUAGUCAUUUGGCUACUGACCAAUGUGGCGUUACUGAUGUGAAAACAGCGUAGAGAUUCCAGAUAAAUCAAAAUGUUGUAUUCAUGAAGGCCUCUGGCUGCUAAGAGCACAGGUGAUGCGUAGAUAUCAAAUGUUUAGGUAUUAAUGUUUGUCUCUGUGAACGUUUUUAUAUUUUGUAUUUAAUGGAUGAGUAGAAUUUCAGGAUAUAUCCGUGCGCAAGGAACGUCAUAUAGUGUGAACGUUUAUUCACGUCGUAUUUUCAAUGUGUUUCUUAUUUGAUGAUGGUCUUAAUGACAACAUAGCUUUAUGUAAGUAGUUUUUGUUAUUAAAUAAUGAAACAUGAA
Molecule: messenger RNA, 1848 nt
Organism: Triplophysa rosa
Lineage: Eukaryota; Metazoa; Chordata; Actinopteri; Cypriniformes; Nemacheilidae
Exons: 6
Coding region: 506-1393 (295 amino acids)
Biological process (GO): positive regulation of neuron differentiation; negative regulation of Notch signaling pathway
Cellular component (GO): nucleus
Molecular function (GO): transcription corepressor activity; DNA binding
Source: RefSeq, a predicted model, not a curated record